AUGUCUUUUAACAAACGCAAAGAUAAAACUACCCUUACUAACAAACAAAGACAAGACAUCAUUGUACACAAAAAUAAAACCCCUAAUAUUAGCAAUGUUGAGCUUGUCGAUUGGGUUAAAAAAGAGUUCAAACUUGAUGUUCAUCCAACUACUAUUGGGCGCCUAUUAAAAAAUAAAGAUGAUAUCAGAAAUAAUCCCUCCGCCAAAAGACAAAGAACAGUUCAUCAUCUGGAUCUUGAAAAUGCAUUACUUGA
Racocetra persica is the source of this 254-nucleotide messenger RNA. NCBI's taxonomy places the organism in Eukaryota, Fungi, Glomeromycota, Glomeromycetes, Diversisporales, Gigasporaceae. The record is from the annotation of a GenBank genome assembly.